Messenger RNA from Pseudoliparis swirei, 2373 nucleotides. RefSeq names its product leucine-rich repeat and fibronectin type-III domain-containing protein 2. Gene Ontology annotation, molecular function: protein binding. Lineage: Eukaryota; Metazoa; Chordata; Actinopteri; Perciformes; Liparidae. Bases 1 to 2373 code for a protein of 790 amino acids. Gene Ontology annotation, cellular component: cell surface; postsynaptic density membrane. The record is from RefSeq and is a predicted model, not a curated record. The transcript has 2 exons.
AUGGACAAAGUUGUCAUCAGUCUCCUGCUUCUGGGAACCGCAGUUACGAUGGUCCAUACAUGCCCCAAAUACUGUGUGUGCCAGAACCUCUCAGAGUCUCUGGGGACUCUGUGCCCCUCCAAAGGCCUGCUCUUUGUCCCGCUGGACAUCGACCGGCGAACUGUGGAGCUCCGGCUGGGCGGCAACUUCAUCAUCAAGGUCACAACUCAGGACUUUGCCAACAUGUCAGGUCUGGUUGAUCUCACCUUGUCCCGAAACACCAUCAGCGCCAUCCAGCCUUUCUCUUUCCUCGACCUCGAGACCCUGAGAUCCCUGCAUCUCGAUAGUAACCGGUUGACUCAGCUGGGAUCAGACGACCUCCGAGGGCUAGUCAACCUGCAGCACCUGAUCCUCAACAACAAUCAGCUGAGUCGGAUCUUCGACACAGCCUUUGACGAUGUUUAUGCGACACUGGAGGAUCUGGAUUUGUCAUAUAACAACUUGCGCAGUGUGCCUUGGGAAGCCAUCAGCAAGAUGGUCAACCUCCAUCAAAUGAGUCUGGAUCAUAACCUCAUCGCCUUCAUUUCCGAGGGGACUUUUACAGAUCUGGAUAAACUGGCCCGUUUGGACCUCACGUCCAACCGUCUUCAGAAGCUCCCUCCGGACCCGAUCUUUGGGCGCUCCCAGAGCAACGCAGUCGUGAGCACUCCUUAUGGACCUCUGCUCACUCUUAGCUUUGGUGGAAACCCAUUGCAUUGCAACUGCGAGGUGCUUUGGCUUCGAAGGCUGGAGCGUGAGGAUGAUAUGGAAACCUGCGCCUCUCCUGCUAGUCUAAAGGGGCGCUACUUUUGGUCAGUCCGCGAGGAGGAGUUUAUUUGCGAGCCCCCUCUCAUCACGCAACAUACACACAAGUUACUCGUGCUGGAAGGCCAAACGGCUAGCCUACGCUGCAAAGCAGUCGGGGAUCCGAUGCCAACCGUGCAUUGGGUUGCUCCUGAUGACCGUUUGAUCAGCAACUCCUCCAGAGCAACGGUUUAUGAAAAUGGCACCUUAGAUAUCACAAUCACCACGCCAAAGGAUUACGGGACCUUUACUUGCAUAGCUGCCAAUGCUGCCGGGGAAUCUACGGCCUCCAUUGAGCUGUCAAUCAUUCAACUCCCCCAUCUAAGUAAUGGUACAAAUCGUACCACGCAGUCCAAGUCGGGGCUUUCGGACAUAACUAGCUCUACCAAGAUCAGCAAAGGGGAGCCGAAACCUCUACCAGAGAAGGUGGUGUCUGCAUCAGAAGUGACUGCCGUCUCUGCCAUGGUCAAGUGGAUCGUUAGCAAAUCAACUCCAAAGGUCAAAAUGUAUCAGCUGCAGUACAACUGUUCCGAGGAUGAAGUCCUUAUUUACAGGAUGAUUCCCAUGACGAACAGAGCCUUCGUAGUGACAAAUCUUGUCCCAGGGAUGCAGUAUGACCUGUGUGUCUUGGCCAUCUGGGAUGACACCGCCACCACCCUCACUGCCACCAACAUCGUCGGCUGUGUCCAGUUCAUCACCGGGGAGGACUACCUGCAGUGCCAGUCCAUCCACAGUGGCUUCCUGGGUGGCACAAUGAUCCUGAUCAUCGGCGGCAUCAUUGUGGCCACGCUGCUGAUUUUCAUCUUCAUCCUCAUGGUGCGGUACAAGGUGACCAGUGGCAUACAGACUAAUAAAUUACCCAAUGUGAGCAACACAUACUCUCAAACCAACGGAGGAGGGCUGAACAGGUUCAGUGGUGCGCCGCCGCAGGUCAAAUCCACUGUGGUGGUCAUGCGUGAGGAAGUGGUUGAGUUCAAGUGUGGAUCCCUCCAGAGCAGUCUGUCCUCGUCCUCAUCCUCCUCCCACUCAUUAGACAGCCAAACAGGAAGGAGGGCUGGCGACCGCUACAGUAUGCAGGGCAGCGAAUGCAGCACCUUGCCCAGCAGCAAGUUCAGGAGGCACAGGCAUGGCGUCAACGCACGGCCAAACCUGGACCACCUUUUAGGGGCCUUCACCUCUCUGGAGCUGCGAGCGGUCGCGAGGGACCACCACGGGGCUUCUGGACCUUCUACCACUUCCAAUGCUGUGAUGACGGUGGCUCUGGUACCCCCAUCCGAUAAAGAACCGCUGCUCGGAAGAGCCGAGUCCACCACCAUGCUGGGACGGCUAUUAGGAAUGCCCCAGGAGGGUAAACCCAAGAGGAGUCACUCGUUCGACAUGGGUCAUGUGGGGGCUGCUGCGCAGUGUCGCGGCAACUACCCUCGCAGGAUCAGCAACAUCUGGACUAAGCGCAGCCUGUCCGUUAACGGCAUGCUUCUGCAGUACGAUGACAGCGAGGACGAGAAGCCCCCUUUUGAGAGCUCCGAGUGGGUGAUGGAAAGCACUGUUUGA